AUUUCUUUCUUUUUGGCGUGGCGUCGCAUCGAAACGGUCGUGUAUAUUUGCAGACGUCAUUCUGCUAGAAAGUGUUUUAAUCUUAUAAUUAUUCUUAAUUAGGUCUUUCUUUACUUUUCUAUUUGUAAUUAAUAGUGAUAUCUACCAAAAUGAGGCCCCAGCAAAAUGGUGAUGAUGAAUUCGAUGAGCCAGAAGUUCACCGUAAGAUUUUCAUUGGUGGAUUAAAUUAUCGUACUACUGAUGACUCCUUAAAAUCUCAUUUUGAAAAAUGGGGUGAAAUUGUGGAUGUUGUGGUAAUGAAGGAUCCAAAAACCAAAAGAUCCCGCGGUUUUGGUUUUAUCACGUAUUCUAAGGCGCACAUGGUGGAUGACGCGCAGAACAAUAGGCCGCAUCGCAUCGAUGGCCGUGUUGUUGAAACCAAACGUGCCGUGGCUAGGCAAGAUAUUAAAAAUCCUGAGGCUGGUGCUACAGUUAAAAAACUGUUCAUUGGUGGCAUCAAGGAUGAUCAUGAUGAGGAUCAACUCCGUGAAUAUUUCUCUAACUAUGGAAAUGUACAGAACGUCAGCAUUGUCACUGAUAAGGCAACCGGCAAGAAGCGUGGCUUUGGUUUUGUUGAGUUUGAUGAUUAUGACCCUGUUGACAAAGUUUGUUUGAAUGUACCUCAUAAAAUUAAUGGGAAACAAUUGGAUGUUAAGAAAGCACUUCCAAAAGAUGGCUCUGAGCAAAGAGGAGGAGGAGGUGGAGGACGACAGGGCAGAAAUGAUAAUUGGGGUAAUUCAGGUGGUUAUGGUGGUAAUCAGGGUGGCUGGAACAAUUCCAAUCCAUGGGACAACAAUCAGGGAGGUUGGGGUGGUAACCAGGGGGGUGGUGGUGGCGGCGGCUAUGGAGGUGGCAAUGCCAGAGGUGGGGGUUGGGGAAAUCAAGAUUUUGGAAAUUAUAAUCAACAGGGAUACAGUGGGGGGCCAACUAGGAAUCAGCAAUACAGCAAUAACAGGUCUACUCCUUACAACAUGAACCAGGGUGGGGGUGGAGGCGGUAGCGGCAAUUACGGCAGUGGAAACUAUGGCGGUGGCCAAGGGCGAGGAGGUCGAUUCUAAACAAUGUUUCGUGCUAAGUACACUAGUAAAGCAGUGUUAACCGUGCUAGUGUAGGCAGUACGCUCCGGAGCACUCUAGAUACACACCUCAUGGUCCACACGCGAGACCACCUAGGAGAAGCCGUCAGGAAACCAUUAGACAUGUAGCUGGAGUCUUUCGACUCUUACUUUAUAGAAAAAGAUUAGAGUAUUUUUAAUGUGUACUGAUAUUGUAAGUUGGUCUUCUAUUUAUUGUAGUACUUAGGUACUUACCUGACAUACUUAAUAAGGAAAUAGUUAUGUAAAAUGAGAAUUAGUUUCGUGUUUACGAGUAAUUAAGUACAACUUAGGAUAAUUCGUGUAAGUGAUCCCUAAACUAAAUAGCAGUUUUAUUAAUAUCAGUGUGACCUAGACUUGUUCAUUCUUUAAAUUAAAAAAUUCUAUAGAUUACUCAGUAUUAAGUUCUCAAAUAACUGUUAAUGAAUGUAGGUGUAGAAUUAUGACUUAUAGGUUAAAUUUAAAUAUAAUGUAAAAUAAAUUUUAAUACAAAUCA
Messenger RNA from Achroia grisella, 1628 nucleotides. Its product is annotated as heterogeneous nuclear ribonucleoprotein 87F-like. Bases 150 to 1097 code for a protein of 315 amino acids. The transcript has 6 exons. The record is from RefSeq and is a predicted model, not a curated record. Lineage: Eukaryota; Metazoa; Arthropoda; Insecta; Lepidoptera; Pyralidae. Gene Ontology annotation, molecular function: RNA binding.